Messenger RNA from Xiphophorus couchianus (Monterrey platyfish), 2484 nucleotides. RefSeq names its product homeobox C8a (gene hoxc8a). Gene Ontology annotation, molecular function: RNA polymerase II transcription regulatory region sequence-specific DNA binding; DNA-binding transcription factor activity, RNA polymerase II-specific. The record is from RefSeq and is a predicted model, not a curated record. The coding region runs from base 352 to 1104 and encodes 250 amino acids. Gene Ontology annotation, biological process: regulation of transcription by RNA polymerase II. The transcript has 2 exons. Lineage: Eukaryota; Metazoa; Chordata; Actinopteri; Cyprinodontiformes; Poeciliidae. Gene Ontology annotation, cellular component: nucleus.
AAAAAGAAAGAAAAGAGCAGUGUCUGUGACUGUGCCGCCAGCUUUAACACAUCCAAAGCGCAUGCCAUGUGCCGGGUUUGACUGUGCAAGGAUCGGAGGGGAAGAAGAAGAAGACGCUCACAACGCUAGAAAUCCGAUGAGAGGAACGGCUCAGAGAGAGUGAGCUGCCGUAGAUUGUCCAAAGGGGCAGCGUUUCUCACAGUUCCGGUUUGUCUGUCUGUGUGUGCGCGCUGUGUGCGAGAGUUGGGACCCCAAACAAAAGGCUGCCAUCAUCCUACAGGAUAUCUUCAGCUUGCGAGAGAGAGAGAGAGGGAGAGAGAAAGACCGAAUCUGCUUGAUGCUUAACCGAACAUGAGCUCCUAUUUUGUUAACCCUCUUUUUUCUAAAUACAAAGGCAGCGAGUCACUGGAGCCAACUUACUACGACUGCAGGUUCCCACAAAGCGUCGCCCGCAGCCACACGCUAGUUUACGGACCCGGUGCCGCCGCGCCGGGCUUCCAGCACCCGACCCAUCAUGUUCAGGACUUUUUCCACCACGGAACCACGGGGAUCUCCAAUCCGGGAUACCAGCAGAACCCCUGCGCUCUCGCGUGCCACGGCGACGCGACUAAAUUUUAUGGAUACGAAGCCCUUCCGAGGCAAACGCUUUAUGGUGCCCAGCAAGACGCGAGCCUAGCGCAAUACCCGGACUGUAAAUCGUCGAGCAGCUCUAACCCCGGAGAAGGACAAGGCCACUUAAAUCAAAACUCCUCUCCCAGUCUUAUGUUUCCUUGGAUGAGACCCCACGCCCCAGGCAGAAGGAACGGGAGACAAACCUACAGCCGCUACCAGACCCUCGAACUGGAGAAGGAGUUCCUCUUCAAUCCUUAUCUGACCCGCAAGAGGAGGAUUGAGGUGUCCCAUGCCCUGAGCCUCACCGAGCGUCAGGUGAAGAUCUGGUUUCAGAACAGGAGGAUGAAGUGGAAAAAGGAGAACAACAAAGACAAGUUUCCUGGUCAGAGAGGGGAGGCCGAAGCCGAGGCCGAGGAAGAGGGCAACGAGGACGGUGAAGGGGACGAGGGGGAAGAGAAAGAAGCGGAAGAGAAAGAAGAAAGCAAGGAGUGAUUUUUAUGGUCCUUUUUAUGGUUAUAUGGCUGGAAACGAGAGAAAAAAAAAUGAGAGCGGUCCCAUAAACAGACGAAGAGCCACAAGGAGGCAGAGAGCGUCAUUUUUAUGACCACCCUUCCCAUUUUGUCAAGAGGGAACAGGAAUCCCACCAAUAUUGCUGUCAUAAAUAGACAGAAUUCUCUUUCUCCCCCACUCGUUUUCCCCAACAUGAUCCCAACAUUGCCAUUUCGAAGACGCCAUGCAAAGCUAGUAGAAUUUUCUUUAAUAUUAGGACUCUCACCCAUGCACAGAAAUACAAGGGGCAAUUAAAAACGCAUGUUAGAUUGAAAAUGGCUUUGUUUCCAUAGUUUCCUUUUCUUCAAAUUUGCUUUUCGUAUCAAAGAAGUCGGAAUUAGAACGUGAUCAAUAACGCCGACUUGUUGUAAAUAGAUGCAAGAACAUUUCAGACUCGAAGCUAUAAAAGAAACGUAGGGCCUGUAACUUAUUAGUGAGUGUUCAGACAUCAUCGCACUGUUACAUCAGGCUGUAAACGACAACAUUUCGAUUUGAUUUUUUACAAUAAUUACAUUUCAUUUCCUUCUGAUUUUUUACGUGAACGGCGCAUAGCCAUGAUAGCUCCUCCAACAUCCUUCGCUUUUCCUCGGAUCACCAGGGAAAUACAACUGUUUGAAAUCCUUUGAUGCUACCUAUGUAAACCUGGGGGAAAUUGCAAUAGAGAUUUCUGAAUAUAGAGAUUUCAUAUGGUUUUUAAUUUUUAAAGCGUUCUAUAGCAACCUUAUAUUAUUAAGUUAUGCGUGUAGCAUUUACCCGAAAAUACAAUAAACACUUGUUGAAGACUAUUUUUCUUUUUCUUUUUAUUAUUAUUUCAUUUUGGAGUCUUGGGAAGACGAUUUAGCUCAAAGCCAAGCGAACAAAUUAUUAUGACUAUUUUUUUUUUGUUUUGUUUAGGGAAAUUGUACCACAGCACUACCUAAAGCUCAGAGCUCUUUCCUCGCAUCAUUUCUUAUAUUCCACACAUGCGUGGCAUCGCUCUGAUCUGAUUGCAAGCUAUUUUCCCCAACAACUAAAAACUGCCUACGACGCACAAAAACUGCGUUUUAAUGACACCUGCAACAACGACAAGAAUUUUAAAGUUUUAGAAAGGGAACUUUUUAUUUUACUGUUCUGGUGAUAUAGAGUAGUUGUUUGUUUGUUUUUUUUUCUUUGCACUGAAUAUAAUCUUUAUGUACGUCUUGUUCUAUAUUGAUGUUAACAUAACAAUAUGCUCGUUUUCUUGUUGUUUCUCCUGUGAAAGACGGAAUUGUGUGUUCCCUCAUGCCCCGCCCCCCUCGCCAUUGUUGAUGUAAAAUCACAAAUAAACAAGAUGGCUCACAUUCA